Messenger RNA from Onthophagus taurus, 7701 nucleotides. NCBI's taxonomy places the organism in Eukaryota, Metazoa, Arthropoda, Insecta, Coleoptera, Scarabaeidae. The record is from RefSeq and is a predicted model, not a curated record.
GAGGUGUCUGAAAAUUGUAAAUUUUUGAAACACUGUCUGAAAAUUUGGUUUGCGCCAUUGUAAGUUUCACAAAAAGGUAGCUCAGGUUCGCGUCUCUUCCAUCCACAUCCUCCAAAUCAACAACCCAGACAAACAUAAUAGCAACAGUCCCAAUAUCAAAUAAAUAUUCACUACUCCACUAAGUUACUGAUACUUCAACCGAGAUCGUCAACUAUCCCGUUCAAAAACUCGCCGCUCCCAAAAAACCUACGUGCCCGCCGAUCGCAAUGCAUAUCCAAGGCCUGUCAAAUUAGAAGAUCACAGACAAUCUUAACGCAUGGAUCGGCAAAGAUCACUAUACGCUUCGGUACACAGAAACUGAACGCUCCAUCUAUACAAAAGAUCCAACCAAAAGAAAAACCAUCAUUCAAAACCUUAAAGACUCCAACACCGCAAUCCAUACCCAUACACUAAAAGAAGAGAGACAAUAGACGUUUGUUAUCGGCGGCCUGUCUCGGCAAAUAGACCCAGAAAAAAUCCGCGAAGAUCUCAAAACUGAAUAGGAUAUCACUGCCACCGAGUGCUUCCGCAUCAGGGGCACCAAAUUUCCAAAGUUCCUAGUAACACUCGAAAACAUCAAAUCGCUCAAAACGCUAGAAACGAACGUUCGAUAUAUCCUUCGAACUCACGUGUUUCGGGAUUACGUUAAGAACUCAAAGAUACUCAUCCCAUGUAAGAAUUGUCAGCAAUGGGGAUACGCCACAUAAACUGUUAUACGAGACCGCGUUGCGUUAAAUGCACCGGAGAGCGCAAAAUCGGUGCAAAAUAACAAUUGAAAAUGGUCCCCCGGUGUCCUGACCAAUUGUAACGGUCAAUUGUACGGCGUGCCCCAAAUACGCCGAAGCCCUAGCCCGGAAAAACAUCCAGCUAGGUGAACAAAAGAAAGAAACCCCCCGGAGAAUGAUUCCGCCAGCCCCAACGACCAUGACGAUCCCCUGGAACGUCGUAGCGUCUUUACACCGCGCCCCAUCAAUGGACAGAUAAACCACUCUGAUUUUUUCUGUUGAAAAAAGAAAAAUUGUUUCGUUGAUAAAUAAUAAAAUUAAACUGUCUUACGAAUGUCCCAUUUAUUCGAUCACUGCAACACUUUCUCGGUUUCUAUAUAGAUUGUACAUGCGGAUGAUAUCGUUAUAACACGCGGGCGGUAUAUCUGACAGUAAGUAAAAUUGAAACUCAAAUACAACAUUUCUAUAUGAUGUGGAAACAAUGGCAAAAAGCUGACGUUGAAAAUAACAUACUAAGCUAUGGAAAUUAUAACAUUCCAAAGUCUAGGGAAGUUUUUUGUCGUACAGCGUAUGUUAAACAUGCAGUAACACCCAUAUCACAAGAUGUAAAUCACAAUAUAAAUAUUCGCAGUAAGACUUUGUUUAAUAUAGAUUUAGAUAAAAGAUUGUUUGGUUUAUAUGAAAUUAUACGAUGGCGUGGAAAUCCGUUUUAUAGAAUAACUAGGAGAGUAUCAUCUAUAGCCAGAAUAGUAAUGCGGUAUGGUUUUAAUCCUCUAGAUAUCAAAACUCUUAUCUGUCUUGUUGAACGAGGAGGAGGAACAUCUACUUUCGUGUUACGCCUGGUGAAAGCUUAUACACACUAUGUAAAAAGAAGAACCUUAAGAAGAGCCGCAUCCAGAGCUGAAGUUUAACGCUCUUCACAUCCCUAUUCACGUCCCUAUUCAAGUAUCAUCGAGGAGUGAAGAAAAGUUGUGUAAUGGAAGAUAAAGUGCAAUAAAAGCAAUAAAGGUUAUGAGUGAAAGUUAUCCUUAUGUCAACCAAGAAGUGGACAGAGUUAGAAGAAGAGUUAUUGUGUUUUCGUUUAAUAUUCACGUUUUGCACACAGGAGAAUCUAUUUUCUACACGUAUCCAGAGAGAGACCAUCUCGAAGAAAAGCCCCAAUGAAGUUGUAUCGUUUUUAGUACAUUUUUUAUUUAACCAUGUUCCUGAUACAGUAAAGCAUUUGCACAUUUUUUGUGACGGUGGCGGUGGGCAAAACAAAAAUUUUAUUGUAUUCAGGUUCAUGUAUUAUGUAGUACAUGACAUAAAACAACUAAGCAGCAUUAAAAUAACUUUUCCGGAAAGCGGGCAUUCAUAUUUGGAAUGCGACAAAAAUAUGGGCAACAUAAAUUUAAAAACGAAAAUUGAAACUCCAGAUGAUUGGUUUGAACUGUUAAGGGUAUCACGCACCAAACCGUCGUCAUUCGUUAUCGAAGAAGUCACUCAAAAUAUGGUAAUGGGCUGGACUUCGUUUUUACAGAAAUAUCCAUUUCCUGUACAAAAAACCAAAGAAGUGUUCUGUACAAUCGAUCAUUGUCGAUUUAUACUUAACAGAGAUACAUACAAUGAUUCUUGGAAAAAAAGUGUAAUAAAGGGGAAAAUUCAGAUGGAAGCAGCCACUUUACUGCCAAAUGAACUCAAAUUACCAGAAAAACUAUACAAUGAUCUUAUUCCAGUAAAUAAAGAUAAGUUUAAGGAUUUAAUGGUGCUGAAGCAAUUCUGUGGCCCAGUUGCUGUUAAGUUUUUUACCGAUCUACCGCAUGAAUAGGGGUCGAAUUAUUUUAUUAUCAGAUACACUGACGAAAAAUAUUUGUAUUUACAUGUUGAGACAUACAAUAAACAUAUAGUAAGAUUUAUUUGAAUUAUUUGUGGUUACUGCAAAACCAAAUCGCUAAGUAGUUUGCGUAAUUAACUUUAACAUUCAAGUUACUCCGUUGUUAGUGUAAAGGACAUACCUUGUUCUUUCCCCAUACCCUUCAUAUUACGAUAUGGUAUUCCAACUGAAAUUUUAUCAGAUCAAGGUACUGAAUUUAUUGCUUCUACGUUAAAAGAUGCCUGUAAAUUUCUUCAGAUAAAGCAGUUACUUUCUACGGCGUAUCAUCAUCAAACGCUAGGUUCUUUAAAAAAUUCGCAUAAGUCGUUAGGGGCAUUAUUUAUUCGUAUUCAAAUUGCAAAAUAUCGGUAUACGUGGAGUCAUUGGUUAACCGUAUUGGUGUUUUUCAUACAAUAACAGUGUUCAUACAGAAACGCAAUACACCUCGUAUGAUUAGUUUUUGGAAAAUCAGCAGUACUACCAUCAAACAUAAAAGAUUGUGUCGAUCCUGUUUACAAUUAUGACAAUUACCCAAUAGAGUUGAAAUAUAGACUUCAACAAGCUUGGGCAGAUGCAGAACAAAAUUUGAAUGCAUCUAAAUAUAAUCGAAAAAUAAAAUACGACCAAAAAAGUAAUCCAUUAGAUUAUAAGGUAGGAGAUAAGAUUUUAUUACGAAAUGAAGCUGGUUCAAAGUAUGAAUCAUUGUAUAAUGGUCCGUAUAAAAUUAAAAAAAAAAGUUAGUUCACCAAAUGUAGUAAUUAAAUUCAAAUCGUAUUAGCGAUCUGGGGGUUACUCUUGAUAACAAAUUAUCGUUUAAUUUACAUGUGGAAUCCGUUAUUUCCAAAGCUCUGAAGAGGUUGGGUUUCGUGAUUCGAACCUGCCGCCCUUUCACAGAUAUUAAUUGCAUCAGAUUGCUGUAUUUAACGCACGUGAACAGUGUACUUAACUAUGUGUCCACCGUCUGGAAUCCCCAGUACCACGUUUACAUUGACGGUAUCGAAGCAGUUCAACGUCGUUUUUUGCGAUACCUAUCUUAUAAAACAAAUUUACCUUAUUGCGAUUACUUUAUGCGGUGCAGGGUGCUGGGUUUUCAAACACUGCAACAGAGGAGGCUGUGUUACGAUUUACUGUUUAUUUUUAAACUUUGCAAUGGCUUCAUUAAUUCGCCUGAAUUGGUUGGUGGGUUACGUUUUUACGUUCCUCCCAACCGGACUAGGGGUGGUCUGAUGUUUAGACUUGACCGUUCGAAUACAAAUGCCUACUUCAAUUCACCUCUUCAGAGAUUAAUGCAUUCAUUUGACUCUCACUGUGGAAAUAUUGAUAUGUUCAACACCUCACUGGCUGCGUUUAAGCGGUUUUUGCGUGGCGUGGGCGUUAAUGUCUCAGGUCAUUAGAAUUUAAUUUUUCUUGUUAGUACUACAUUUUUUUCUUGUUUUGUUUUAUUUUGUUUUUUUCUUCUCAAAUCAUUAAUUUACAAUUAAGUCCGACAAUCCGUCAUUAAUUUGUAUAGUGGACGCUUCGCUGGGAGUUAACUCUGUUUGCGUCCCAUUUAAAUAAAUAAAUAAAUUAAUGUUAAUGGUAAAUGUAUUGAAGUAAGUAAAAAAAUUAGUCUAUAAGAAAAAUUUUUUUUUCGAGCGGUUAGGAGGUGUAGUGGAAUAAUAACAAAUUGUUAAGUAGGUUAAGAUAGUUAAUAGUAAGCACUAAAUCACGCACGUUAGGUAUUGUGUAGCGGCGGUCAUCGCUCGGAAAGAGAGUAUGCUCAAGCUACUGAAAGGUCGUGUAACUUAAGUGUUGUCAAUAAAUGCAGUAAUUAAGAGAAGCUAUUAUGCGUUUAUUCUAACCCGGAGAUCCUAUCAUUUUACACCAUCAUCACCAACCAUUACACCGUAAUCACUCCUUGUGGAACAUGGAUUGAAGCUUGCAUUUUUUGUGCAGAUUAUUUUGAAACCGUCACAAACUGCAUUUUACAGCUCGAAAAUGAUGCCACAAGCAUUAUACAAUGUAAAGAACUGAUUGAAAUGCCAGAUUUGCAGGAGCAAAAUAAAAUAUUUUCAAAAACAAGCCUUUUUGAUUGAAGAAUCGGUGAAUACUUUAGGCUUCCCUUAGGAGGAACUGAAAUAAUUUCCAGGUGAAUUCUGUACAUCAUUUAAUCAUAAAAUUCGGGACGUACUUAAUCGGAACCCAGAUUUAACAUUUUAGAACAAUUUGCAAAACAAAAUAUAAGUGAAGAACAGAAAUUUAAGUAUGAAACUUUACGUCCAUAUUUUAAUUAUGCUGUAUUAACCAGUUGCAAUGCGGAACGGACAUUUUCAAAAUUUAACAGCAUUUUUACAUCACCAAGGACGUCAUUUACGGAAAGAAAUUUAGAAAUGGUUGUUUCAGUUGCCGUAAAUAGUCCCUAUAAAUUCGAAAAUGACUAGCGUCGUGUCCUACUUUUAUCGUUGUAAUUCGCUAAUAUUACAGAUCUUAUUAUCUUCAAAACACAAAUACGGGACGCGUGUUAUGUUGCGACAAUUAUUUCUUUCUUAGUUUUAAUUCCGACCGUCGAAUGCAUCAAGUGCAUUCCCGUAGUAUGCAUUAAAUUUAUUAUCGUAUUAAGUAUCAAGUUACCUUAUGCAAUUCUUCGUAGUUUUUAAGAGCAGUUGUUACCGAACCGUCGUCUAGUAAAUUUAAGUUUAAACUUAUAUAAAAAGGGGAAGUGAUUUUUUAAAUAAAAAGGCUACAUCAAAUUCUGUUAAUCUUUUAUUUGGGAAACACUUGGGUCGAAUUGUCAGUUCACGCGGAGACAACAAAACUGGCGCAGUCAGCAGGAUAUCAUUGAUUCACAAAAACACAUCUUUUGGGAGGUCCGUAUCAACGGUUUGCAUGGUAAAAGAAAAACCUACCAGACGACAAAGGAAAAUUGACAAGAAGACUCAACCCUCAACCCUGGGGAAAGAAAACGAAGCAACCGCACCCAAGAAACGCCCAACGUAAGCAAGACGCAAAACAAAGAAACCGCACCCAACCAACGCCAAACGUCAGCAAGCAGUCCAGCUGAUAAGAAAAAGAACAAAAGAACAAAGGAAUGAAGAUCUUAUUUCUUCUGUAAAUUAAGAUUAAAAUAAAUUUUAUUAAUCUAAAGUUUGAUUCUAAAAGUUAAAAUUUACCGGUGAUUCUAGAGAAUUACCUCUUUUUCUUUCGAUUUGUGGUAAUUUUUAUGAUAGGCAUAAGGCUAAUCAGGAUGAGGCAUUUUUAACUGAUAUAAUAAAAACUCAUCUCGAAGGCGAGCCGCUUAGAGUAAUACCUGGUAGAAAUUUAACAACUAAAGAUCAAAUUUUUAACUCACUUAAAGAAAUGUAUGGUUAUCCUCGAACCGAAAUGACAUUAGAAUUGACAUUAAAGAAUUAAUUAAAAGAAAUGUGACGUUCACGUUUUUGUGCCACAAAGAUAUCAUAGACUUUAUUUUAAAUAACUUUAUCAAAUUAAUAUUAUUUAUUUUACAUAAUUGUUUUUACAGGUUUCUUGCAAUUGUCUUACAGAUCUAUAUCAUUUGCGUUUCGAAUCUCCCACAGCUACAUCAGCGUGUGUUUCCGCCAUAACGGUAACAAUAAAAACCGGUGCCGAUUCGGUAAUUAAAAAAAAUAAAGAAUAAAAAACCAAUAAAAUUGAUAUAACAAGAGUUUAAUUACACACCAAAAUAUAACAACAAAAGGAAAAUGUUAAUAAACGAAUGAGUAACAAAAAUGGCUAGCGAAAAGGAAGAAGAAAAUAUAAUUGUAUGCAAGAAUGCGCACAAACGAAAUGCGGGGAAGAGGUACUGAUCUCUUAGGCCGCGUUUAUAUUGGCGAGCGAUUAGCGAUGAGCGUUGUAUUUAAAAAUUCAAGUACCUGCAAAUGCAACAGUGCUGUGUAUAUUAAACCAAUGCGAUGAGCGGUAACGCUAAGCGGUGGAUGUGCGUUACAUUUGCAUUCAAGACGACUUGAAUUAUGAGCGAUAGAUACAAGCGGUCGCAGCACGUAUUGAGGUUAUGUGACUAUUUGUUUUGAAGUUUUUCGCAAAAAUGUGUUCAAAAGCAAAAUUUUCGAAUAGUUGUCGUGAAAUAUUAAUUUCGGAAGUGCAAACAAAACCGGUACUAUGGAAUGAUCAACACCCAGAUUACAAAAAAACGGAGAUAACAAGAAAGUUAUGGGGAGAUGUUGGCACAUGUAUUGGAUUAUCAGGACAAGCUGCGAAGGGGAAGUGGAAAAAUUUAAAAGAUAAGUUUCGGGUUGAACUGCAUAAAAUUCCGAAAAAACGCUCCGGCUCAGAAAAUGACAAUUAUAAGUCAAAAUGGCCAUUUUUUGAUAUGAUGCUAUUUGUAAAAGAUAGCAUGCUUCCAAGUACAACAACUGGCAACCUCUCGAAGGAACCCGAGAACACCGAUAGUGAGGAUGAAGAACAAACUGCAGAAAACGUUAAUAAUGAAGAGUCAGAUACCAUACAACAUGAACCUUCAUCACCAUCAACUAGCUCUUCACGUCCUUCAUCUUGUACAACGCAAAGAAAGACAUUCGCAACACCAACAUGUCGUAAUAAGAAAAGACCUGCACAAAACGAAAUCGACAGACAUUACUUGGAAUUAGAGCAAAAGAAACUAGAUUUAUUAGAGCAGGAAUUUAAGAAAGAUGUUGAUAUGACAGGUAACCCCGAUUAUCAUUUUUUAAUGAGUCUGCUGCCCUAUUUUACGGACAUGGACUGUUUAGAAAAAUUGGAAGUGCGAGCAAAAAUACAAGAAGUUAUCACCGAGGCCGUGCGACGCAAACAAAACACUAUGCAGUCUGUUCAACGUCAAGAAAAUUACACAAAUCUUCAACUUUACGGAAAUGAAAACUUCGAUCAAGUACGAUCCCAGCCUAGAUUACAUACAAACUCUGGCGAAAAUUUAACAGUGGGAAAAGGUAUUCAAUAUCAACCAAUUAGUCAAUGUGACGAAAAUUAUAGCAUGUUUCGGCUUGACCCGUGAAAAUAUAACAAUAGAAGAUUCUGGGUCUGCAGAAUUACUCUAUACAUCUAAUUUUAUGCAAUAAAUAUUAGUGUACUUGUCACUAUUUUUGUGUACCUACC